CAAUCAGCUCUGACAACCGAGGAAGGCUGGGUUUGUUGACAGGAACUGUGACUGUGCGUUUGAAAAGCAUAAAGGCUAAAUAAAUAAAACGAGGUUGCGCUUCGGAACGUCGAAAAAUAAACACCGUCGACGUGAAUUAUGACUCUGACGGCCGCCGUCAAGCAAAGAUGCAAUGGAGGUCAAUAGUAGUGGGUCUUCUUGUGCUACGGGUGGCCCUGAACUGCAUCCUGUGGCUCGCUUUUGGACUCGGACCUAGCUGGGGCUUUCACUUCCCGCUCCAGUUCAGCUUCAACCUGCACAAACACACAGAGCCUCCGACAGAUGGAGAGCAGACGACCAACAGCUGGUCGCAGCGUGUGUACGAAAACAGAGAACAUCCAGUAGGAACCUGCUCAAAGAUCAGCGAGAACACACCUAAGAAAGCAUACCUUAGCUUCUUUAAGGCCAGCAGAGACGAGUACGAUAGGAAGUAUGGCUCUUUUCCUGACACCCUCAAGAUUCAAAUGAAGGAAAUGGCCAGGGACAUGUUCUACUUCGGUUAUGACAACUACAUGAAAUACGCCUUUCCUGAAGACGAGCUUAAUCCUAUCGACUGUGAGGGCAGAGGUCCAGAUGUCCUAAACCCGUCGAACAUCAACAUCAAUGACGUCCUUGGCAACUACUCCCUGACACUAAUUGACACUCUUGAUACACUAUUGGUGCUUGGGAACGUGUCGGAGUUUCAUCGCGCUGUCAAGCUGGUUAUUGACACUGUGAGCUUUGACAAGGAUUCCACAGUGCAAGUGUUUGAGGCCAACAUCAGAAUCCUGGGCAGUCUAAUCUCGGCUCACAUUCUUCUGACCGAUCCCUGGCACCCGUUCGGAGACGUGGGGCUGGAAGAUUACGAUAACGAGCUGCUACAUCUCGCCCAUGACCUGGCUGUGCGGCUGCUACCUGCCUUCGAGAACACCAGCACCGGCAUCCCAUACCCCAGGGUGAAUCUGAAAAGCGGCGUGCCUCCUGACAGCAUAAACGAGACGUGCACAGCAGGCGCAGGCUCUCUUCUAGUUGAGUUUGGCAUCCUAAGCCGUCUGCUUGGCGACUCCACGUUUGAGUGGGUGGCGAGGAGGGCUGUCCGUGCUCUCUGGAACCUGAGGAGCAACCAAACAGGGCUGCUGGGGAACGUGGUGAACAUCCAGACGGGUCAAUGGGUCGGGAAGCAAAGUGGCCUGGGUGCAGGCAUGGACUCCUUCUAUGAAUACCUGCUGAAGUCUUACAUUCUCUUUGGAGAAAAAGAAGACUACAAGAUGUUCAUGGCUGCUUAUGAGAGCAUUCAGAGCCACCUGAGGAGAGGAAGAGAGGCUUGUAAUGAAGGAGAAGGUGACCCUCCCCUUUAUGUAAAUGUGAACAUGUUUAACGGACAGAUCAUGAACACCUGGAUCGACUCUCUCCAGGCGUUUUUUCCUGGCCUACAGGUUUUAAAUGGAGAUGUGGAAAAUGCCAUUUGUCUCCAUGCCUUCUACUAUGCAAUAUGGAGGCGUUUCGGUGCAUUGCCCGAAAGGUACAACUGGCAGCUGCAGGCUCCAGAUGUGCUCUUUUACCCUUUAAGACCUGAGCUAGUUGAGUCUACAUACCUGCUAUACCAGGCCACUAAGAAUCCUUUCUAUUUACAUGUUGGCAUGGACAUACUUCAGAGCCUUGAAAAGAAUACCAAAGUCAAAUGUGGCUAUGCCACACUCCAUCAUGUUGUAGACAAGUCCAAGGAGGACCGCAUGGAGAGUUUCUUCCUCAGUGAGACCUGUAAAUACCUGUACCUGCUCUUUGACGAAGACAACCCUCUGCACAAGUCUGGGACCAAAUACAUUUUCACGACGGAAGGUCACGUAGUGCCCAUAGACCCACACUUUAGGCAGAAAAGCUGGGAAGAACAGGUUCCAUGUAAGGAGUUCAAUAAGGAACCUCCAGCCAACAUCAGCAAUUGCGAGCGGAUCCCUGAAGAGCGGCGCUAUGGUCUUCCCCUGAAGAGUGUGUACAUGAGACAGAUUGAUCACAUGGUUGGCCUUUCGUGACUUCAUCACCAUCAGUUGGAGUUUAGUCCAAAAACUCAGCAGUCUGGAGAGCUUUAGCGGUGUGGCUUUCCAAACUGAGAAUUUUUUUUAUUUUUUAUUUUUUAUGAUGAUGUUUCUUUGCACAAGAACCGCAUAUGAUGCAUUUAACAGCUCAGUGGUCCAGCAUCUUUUCCUUGUGAUGAUUGGUUAGUCUGGUUAAACCUUGACAUCGCUGUGUUCUUUUACAAUGAGACACUUCAGGGGAUGUGAUAUAAAUCGGUACAUUUCCCCCAGUAAUUUUAAAAGCGUUAACAGUGAGCUGGCAUUACGUUUGACCCGUUAGUAUUUUACAAAUUAGGCUGCAUUUCACUCCUUAACACACUGUUGUCAGCUUCACUUUUACCAUUUUCCCCUGUGUCAGCUUUUUUAAAGGGCCAUUCCAGUGUUUUAUCUCAAGUGAAGUUUGAUCAUUAAUACCCUGGAAUUUGAGGGAUCAUCACACAACGUCAGUGUAGACUUCAGCUCACUCAUUGUUCUUUUCAAAAAUCGCAAAUCAAACUAGUUCGAAAGAUAUAUCUGUAAAGGUCCUGCAAGACGCUCAUCAUGUGAUUAUGAUGAUCUCUGUAAGCUUGUUUCCAUCAUUUGAUUCAGUGUAAAAAAAAAACAAAAAAAAAAACAACGUUUAUUCAGGGCUGACUGGUGCUCUAGGAGUAGCAGUGUUCUUAUUCCAUGAUUUUAUAACCAGUAUUUCAGUGCCAAUUUUUAUUGUCGCAGUGGACCCUGGACAAUUUUGUUGCAUUUUGUUGAGCUUGUCAUUUGCUUCCUCAUGAGUAGCUGGUCUUAGCUUGAGCUUCCUGUUCAGAUGUCCUGACAAGCUUGCACCAUGUGCCUUCCAGAAACAUGCAGCGAAUGAAACUGUUUACAAGACCUUCAUUCACUCAGCAAUACCUUGUUAUUCUGUGCUCUCGCUGAUGAAUUUUAUCCCGCGUCGUGUGACACGGUGAACACCCCCCCCCACCCCCCCCCGCCCUGCUGCAGCCAAUUGAACAUCUUUUCACCUUACCCCAUAUUACAUUUCUUUUGCAAUGCUGCUGGUGAUUUAGUUACAUUAUUUUGAUGUAUGAAUUUUUUUUUUUGUCCAAAGUCUGACUCAUAUUCAUGAUGAUGGAACAGCCACGUCACGGGGCGAUUGUGUGCCUUAUACAACUCCUAUAGUCCUCAGGAUCAACUUUUUUUCAUUAUGUAUUCAUACAGUAAUAUUUGGUAUCAAAGACUGAUAGGAAUGAUGUGAGUAAGAUGACUAACGUAGAAACUGUGGGACAGCUAGCAAGUAUUGAUCAAGGUUUGUACUGUUGUGUGUUUUCUGAACAAAGCCAUAAAACGGGAUCUUGUUUUUUCUUAAGGGGCUAUCGAUCAACAUUUGCUCAGAGAAUUUAACUUCUCCAAUGUUGUAUAUGGACUUUUACCUUGAUUGGUUUUAUUUGAUUUACUAAAUGGUUGAUUUCAUUGUAAUGAUUCCAUGACCAACACUGAAAGGUGUGAUGGAUCACAUAUGUGAAAAUGAAUUUGUGGUGGAACUCAUGUGAUGUUUCAAACAGAAUUGAUUAAAUGUGCAAUGAGAAGUUUUAA
Messenger RNA from Ictalurus punctatus (channel catfish), 3656 nucleotides. It is a transcript of the gene edem1, whose product is annotated as ER degradation enhancer, mannosidase alpha-like 1. Gene Ontology annotation, cellular component: endoplasmic reticulum; membrane. The transcript has 12 exons. Gene Ontology annotation, biological process: endoplasmic reticulum mannose trimming; carbohydrate metabolic process; mannose trimming involved in glycoprotein ERAD pathway. The coding region runs from base 168 to 2048 and encodes 626 amino acids. The record is from RefSeq and is a predicted model, not a curated record. Lineage: Eukaryota; Metazoa; Chordata; Actinopteri; Siluriformes; Ictaluridae. Gene Ontology annotation, molecular function: calcium ion binding; mannosyl-oligosaccharide 1,2-alpha-mannosidase activity.